Echinostoma caproni is the source of this 1104-nucleotide messenger RNA. NCBI's taxonomy places the organism in Eukaryota, Metazoa, Platyhelminthes, Trematoda, Plagiorchiida, Echinostomatidae. The record is from the annotation of a GenBank genome assembly.
AUGUGGUCGCUUGUGACGAGCACUAUAUCUGUGGCGGUCGGCAACGUGAUUCCUCAUUAUUUACUUUUUUUAUUAUCGACUAUCCUUGUGUUAACUCCUUUGGAUCCUGCCAAGGCCGCACAAGAUUUCACGGUCUUCCGGGCACAGCAAUAUGACUACCAGGGUGUCAAUUUAGGAACAAGAGCAUCUGUAAUGAAUUGUGAAUCGCAAGCGCUUAGCAGUAGACUUGGUAAUCUUGAAGGAGCCCAAGUUCCGAAGCCCCCGGUCGUUGUCAUAUGCGCCUACUACGACGCCAUGUCCGCGAUUCCGAGUCUUGCCUACGGUUCCGAUGCAAACGGAAGUGGGGUAGUGGCGUUACUGGAAUUAGCUCGCAUAUUCUCACGUUUCUACGCAGACGCUUCCACCACACCUAAGUAUGACUUGGUCUUUCUGCUAUCUGGCGGUGGUAAGUUCAACUUUAUGGGUACCAAACGAUGGUUGGACCAAAAAAUUGAAGACACAACAGGUCUGGCGAUGCUGGACGCAGUUACCCAGGUAUUAUGUUUGGAAGGGAUCGGGACCGCACGAUUUGGAUCCGACCUGCACGUCCAUCUCUCUCGUCCACCGAAAGAUGGCUCCUUCUCACAACGAUUAGUCAAUUCAUUGAAACUGGCUGCGCAACUCCAUCCGUUUCCACUCAACAAUACGAGUACCGAAAGCUCAUCCGUUCAUGUCGUCCAUAAAAAAAUAAACCUCAAUCAGGAGUUGUUAGGAUGGGAGCACGAACGUUUCUCGAUUCACCGAUUGCCUGGUAUGACUUUGUCCUCGUGGCCAUCAGUGCAAGUGGCGAACCAAUGGCGUCAGACGUCAUUAGACGGUGGUCCCCUCAGUCAUUUCACUGGCUCCGCCUCAAAGUCUUCACGCAUGCGUGGCGCAGUCGAUCCGGUUGUGCUUGCUAGAAACACGCGCGUUGUUGCUGAGGCUUUGGCACGUGUAUUACUGGACUUGGAUAUGAAUGAAUCCGCCAUGAAUACAUCCGCAUUGAUUGCUGAAGAGGUGAGUUGUGCAUUUCGGAUUGUCAUACUAUUAGUAUAUUUCUUAAGCAGCACUAGUCUUGUGAUCUGA